AUGGCAGAAUCACAGCAAAAACUCCAGAGUUUGUCGGACGAAUACCAGAAGUUGCAGCAAGAUCUACAGAAUCACGUCAAUUCGAGACAAAGACUUGAAUCGCAACAGCAAGAAAACAAAGCAGUUCAGAAGGAAUUUGAGGGCUUGGACGAUGAUGCGAAUAUAUACAAAAUGGUUGGACCUGUGCUGCUGAAGCAAGAAAAGACUGAGGCUGUUAUGGCUGUCAAUGGCCGGUUGGAAUUCAUCGAGAACGAGAUAAAGCGGGUGGAGAAGCUGAUCAGUGAUGUUGAGAACAAGAGUGAUGCUGUGCGGACACAGAUUAUACAGAUACAAUCGGAGAGUUCACCACAAGGUGGUCAACCUCAAAUAGCGGCAUAA
This is a messenger RNA of Cadophora gregata, 378 nucleotides long. RefSeq lists its product as uncharacterized. NCBI's taxonomy places the organism in Eukaryota, Fungi, Ascomycota, Leotiomycetes, Helotiales, Ploettnerulaceae. Bases 1 to 378 code for a protein of 125 amino acids. Gene Ontology annotation, cellular component: prefoldin complex; cytoplasm. Gene Ontology annotation, molecular function: protein-folding chaperone binding. The record is from RefSeq and is a predicted model, not a curated record. The transcript has 5 exons. Gene Ontology annotation, biological process: chaperone-mediated protein complex assembly; protein folding.